Oncorhynchus nerka (sockeye salmon) is the source of this 815-nucleotide messenger RNA. Its product is annotated as zinc finger protein ZFPM2-like. NCBI's taxonomy places the organism in Eukaryota, Metazoa, Chordata, Actinopteri, Salmoniformes, Salmonidae. The record is from RefSeq and is a predicted model, not a curated record. The transcript is spliced from 4 exons. The coding region runs from base 201 to 647 and encodes 148 amino acids.
CAGCCCUCUCAAAGGACUAGGUACGAGCGCGAGAGAAAAUAGAAGCUAAAUACACCACGGGUGCUUGAGUCGUUUUAUGUCAGUUACAUGUAGCCUACUGUUCAAUACCUAUAUAGCGUUUGGAUGAAUCAAAAGGCAUACUUGAGAAAAUAACAGAAGGAAUCAAGUGAGCAGCUCUCAGCUCUGAGCACUGAGCAGGCAUGUCCCGAAGGAAGCAGAGCAAUCCAAGGCAAUUUAAAUUUGGUGUGGAAGGGGGCCAGACGUUGUGUGAAUUAGAGGAGAACGUGGCGCUGUCUUAUGAAGACUCUAUGGAUGAGAACCUCUCUGAUGAUGCCGGCCGCAAAAGUGUGAAAGAUGCAGAUGACUCCAGCAGCAAAGGUGAAGAAGAGUGUGGACAAUCAAAAUCACAGGUUGAUGAUGGACACAGUGGGAAAUCGGGAGUAAGGCCACAGAACAAGGAAGAGUGGGACGGACCAAGAGAGCUGGAGAUUCUCUAUGAUGGUACAGAGUGGCAGACACGUUCUCGCCAGGCACUUCCUGUGGGCAUCACAUGGGGUCCUUUCGAGGGGAAGAUCGAAAUGACCACAGCAGUAAGUUACAUGGUAGGCUACUCAAUAAUGAACACCGUUUAUGUUCUGGAGAUGUGAUAUGAGCGAUAUGAUAACUAUGUUUGGAUGGAUCCAAAUAUAAAAUGCAUAUUGUAAAGAUAUUCCCAAUGACAUGAAACAUUUCCAUAUUUUCACAAACAAUACUGAACAGAAAUAUAAAUGCAAAAUCUAAAGUGUUGGUCCCAUGUUUCAGGAGCUGAAAUAAAA